Messenger RNA from Sorex araneus (European shrew), 5255 nucleotides. RefSeq names its product LRAT domain containing 2 (gene LRATD2). NCBI's taxonomy places the organism in Eukaryota, Metazoa, Chordata, Mammalia, Eulipotyphla, Soricidae. The coding region runs from base 620 to 1570 and encodes 316 amino acids. The record is from RefSeq and is a predicted model, not a curated record. The transcript has 2 exons.
UCUCUUUAAAUGCCAGGGGCUGCUCUCCCGCCCCGGGUGCCCGGAGCCGGAUCUACAAUCCCGUCCCUCCCGCUCCGGCGCUUGUUGCUCGCCGGGUCCGAGCGGGAGCUGUCGCCGCCGGGCAGCACGCUGAGGCUGCGGGCUUCUCUUCCUUCCCGUCGCCCCACCUGCCCCCCCGCCCUCCCGAGAGCGAGCCGGAGCCGGAGCAGGAGCCCCAGCCCGAGGGAGGGGGGCGCGAUGUGGAGAAGCCUUGCCCCCACCUUCAAGUCCCGGAGCAGGGGCUCGCCGCGGGGGUAAGACAUGCGUCGGUCCUCUCCGCCCAGCCUCGCCGCCGCCGCCUGCACCUGGACACCGGGGACUGCAGCGCCCGCACCUGCAAACUCGCCCUAGAAGUCUCCGGGUGCGCCCGGAGCCCCUCCCUCUCUCUCGCGGCCGCCACCGCCCCGCGGGGGAGUUUGCGCAGGUAACCCGAGCUCCCGGGCGGGCCGCGGGGGAGGGGCGCGCCGGGCGGCCGCCGGCAGCGCCGCAGGUGGCCUCAGCUUCAGUCCGGGGACCCGUGCCAAUGACCCCAGCGGUGCCGCGUCCCCUCUCGGCGGUGUGAACGCAUGUCCACAGCGUGAUGGGCAACCAAGUGGAGAAACUGACCCACCUAAAUUACAGGGAAGUUCCCACGGCCGACCCAACCGGUGUGGACCGCGACGACGGCCCCCGCAUCGGGGUCUCCUAUAUCUUCUCCAAUGAUGACGAGGACGUGGAGCCGCAGCCGCCGCCCCCGGGGCCCGACGGCGGGGGUUUGCCCCACAGCGGGGACGGGCCGGCGCUGCCCCCGCCGCAGCCCUACGAUCCCCGGCUGCACGAAGUGGAGUGCUCCGUUUUCUAUCGCGACGAGUGCAUCUACCAGAAGAGCUUCGCGCCGGGCUCGGCGGCGCUGAGCACCUACACGCCCGAAAAUCUGCUCAACAAGUGCAGGCCCGGCGACCUGGUCGAGUUCGUGUCGCAGGCGCAGUACCCGCACUGGGCAGUGUACGUGGGCAACUUCCAGGUGGUGCACUUGCACCGGCUGGAGGUGAGCAACAGUUUCCUGACCGAUGCCAGCCAGGGCCGGCGCGGCCGCGUGGUGAACGACCUGUACCGCUACAAGCCGCUGAGCCCCACCGCGGUGGUGCGCAACGCGCUGGCACACGUGGGCGCCAAGGAGCGCGAGCUGAGCUGGCGCAACUCGGAGAGUUUCGCCGCCUGGUGCCGCUACGGGAAGCGCGAGUUCAAGAUCGGCGGCGAGCUGCGCAUCGGCAAGCAGCCCUACCGGCUGCAGAUCCAGCUCUCGGCGCAGCGCAGCCACACGCUCGAGUUCCAGAGCCUGGAGGACCUGAUCAUGGAGAAGCGGCGCAAUGACCAGAUCGGACGCACGGCGGUGUUGCAGGAGCUCGCCAUGCACCUGCACCCGACCGAGCCCGACGAGGGCGACAGCGACGCCGCGCGGACUACGCCGCCUCCUGCGCGCCCCCCUGCGCCCGGCCUGGAAGAGGAGGAGGAGGAGGAGGAGCAGUGCCGAGAGGCCGUGGUGCACUGACGGAAGAGCAGGGCGCAGAGCUGUGCCAGGGAGCUGUUUGCAGCCGCCGCCGCCGCUACCCCGCUCCCUUCCUGCACUCCCUCCUUCCACCACCGUCUGAGCCCCAUCUGGGCUCCAGGGCCGUUUGGAAAACAGAGUUGGCGAAACGUGCCGCCAGCUGUGGCUUGAGCAUGUUAUCUUCGACGGAGGAGGGAGAGAAGGGAGCAGGUAGGAGCUCUGAGGGGUGUGGUGUGUGUGUGUGUGUGUGUGUGUGUGUGCAUUCCCUGCCCCCUUUGUACCGUCGUUGGUCUUGCUGACUGAGGUGUGGCAAGCUGGAUUACCGAACUCUUAGAAUCUCUGUGCCGGUCCCAAACCGACCUUUCUGUGCGAAAGGGUGGAGUCAAACGCAGCACCAACUGCUACCUUUGCUUCCUUCCACCCGCCCUGGACUUGUGGAAUGCAGGUUUGCUGUGGAGAGAACAACGCGGAGCCGCUGAUCUUGCCGUCCCUGUGGGGCUCUGUGUGGAAUUGGGGCGGGGGGAGGGGGACUGUGAUUGAUGGGAGUCUCUGGUGUGCCAGGCUGUGGAAAGCAGGACCCCGUCGUCGGGGAGCAGCUGACCAAAUCCUAGCAGCCCCGAAUGAAGUGUAAUAAAAGAGUUCAGUGAACUUGGGCUGCAGAGACUGCUUCUAUGCAACGUCCCUCCUGCAAGCAGUUUGUUUGAAAGGCCGGGCUGGGCUUCCUGUUCCCUCCUGCACCCCCCAUCACAGCCCAGGUGUUGAGUAAGUCACUGUUGUGGGGGGGGGGGCAGCCAGGGGAAGGAUUCAAUUAUGGUUAGGUUUUGCCACCUUUGUGGUUUGGCCGGCUACUGCAGGCAGUUGCAGCUGCAUUAUUUGUUAUCAAAGGAGGGACGAGCUCUUUGUAUCUGGAUCUCAUUAAACCUGCCUGGCCGCCCUUCAUCAGCAGGUCAUAAAAUCCACUACAGAAGCAACCAAACAAUGCUGCCCCGGCAGGAAUUAGUUAAUCGCUGCUACCGCCCACCCUCCUGACUGCUCCAGUUCUCCUCAGGCUGAAGGUAUUUUAAGAGCAGUGAGCCUGAAACCACGCCCACCCUAAGUCCUCACUGUGUCCCACCCCCCCAACCCCUUUCCCCCUGCCUCAUCCCUCACACUCAUUUUUCUCUGCCAGUGGUGAAAUGGAGGCCAGGAGGCCUGUUGCAGGUGACGAAUAUGCCAGCCAUACUCUUUGCAACUUCUUUCAAGCUGCAAAAGUCUCCCUGUAUAGUAGCAGGCUAAGCAGAGGCUUGGUGAGCCCCCUUUGAGACUGCUCUAUUUAAAGAAGUGACAGCCAUCACAAAGAAAGGCCACCUAGAGAGGUCGGUGUGGCACACAGUGAUGUUCCUAAAGCACAGGCUGCAGGCUGGCCCACCACACAAUGCUUGGCUCCUGCUGCCCCGGGCCCCUCUGCUUUCCUGGGGGGCUUUUGCAGAAUUUUUAUAUACCGCAUCCCUUAUAUUCCUGUGAGCUCUCAACUCACACGUACCCCCUCGUUUCAGUAUGCUGCUCUGCUGCACACUGGUGUUUGCUCAUGGGAGGUCUCAGAAAUUGCCCCAAGAUUGUCUUUCCAUGGAGAGAAAAAAAAAAAAAGAUUCCCGUGAUGAUAGGAACCAUUUUGUUACCCACUUCUUAAUAGUUGAAAUGGACUUAAUUCUGAGUACUCCUCUUUUUUGGGCAUCCUGCCUAGGAUUCCCUACAGCCAAGCAACAAAACUGGAUUUUCCUCACGUAAUUUUUUCUUUCACUUUUUUUUUUUUCAAAUUUGGAAGCCAAGGCCAUACUUUUUUAACAGCUCAGACUACCGUAGACCUUCAAUAUGAAGUCACUUCAUUACAAGGCAUUAGCUAUGUACCCUGUUUUCACAGCCUUCACCAAAUAGGUCCUCUCACUUUGACCACACUUAGUGCUAGCUUGGGACUUUGGAGAAACACCAGUCUCCUGUUGGAUAUGUCAAUCUAGUAAUUUACGCGUUUACGAAUCUCCCGGCCUUUUGGUUCAGUUCUGUUGCUCAUGGAAAAGCAGGUUAUGGAAACUGUGGAUGCAGACAUUCAGUAGGGCCUGCUCUUUUUGGGAAGCUUAAACAUAGCCAUGAAACUUGAAAGUCAUGGCCAAUAUACAGAGGGUGAGGGAAGAUGGGAAUAACUGUAAAAUAACUCUGAACUAGCUGGCCGGCUUCCUUUCCCCCCCCCCCCCCAAUUUCUGACUCUUUCCUUUGAAUGUCCUUGGUCACAGGGAGGUAGAGCAGUGGGAGUCUUUUGUUCUCUACAGCUCUUUGUGACAAAUCUCAUCUUAAAGGCAUUCCCGUAAAAAGCCACACCAAUAGUGUUCUACCUCCAGGGAAAAGGUUUUUGCUGAUGGUUUGGAGAGGAACAUGAAGAGGAAAUCUGUCCCAGAUGCUGCUUGCCCACAGAGAGCAGGUAAUUUUAUAGGGUACCAGUGAUGUGGAAGUAACUUUACAUGUGGGAACAAGGGUUCCAUUGGAAGUUUUCUUAGGGUUACAAUGCCCCAAAUAAAGCACCAGCCAAUCAGUGAAGACAUCCAGGAGGGGGCACCAAACCAGCUCUGGGUUUGCUGUUCAAGAUGGCAGUGUGGUGGAUAAGUGAGUUGUUAAUGCCCAAGAAAUGGCUACAUCUGGCACUUUAAAUAUAUAUGCAUAUAUAUUUAAUAGUUUUUUCCCCUAGGAAUAAGACUUCAGAACUAUUUUGUACUGUGAAUUACGGAUGCUCUUUGAAGGAAAGGUAUAUUGAUUCUAAUGUUCUUCAGAAGCUCUGGCAGGCAUCAUGACACCUGACUGGAACAUAAUCUAAAUGUAAUCAGACAAGUUUCUAUUUUCUUACUUGAGCAAAUAUUUUAUUGUGACUGCCUAUGUAUGCAAAAGAAGCUCCCAACUUCAGCGACACAAUUUUUUAUAUUGAAAUAACUCACAUUUUUGUAGAUUUUAUUCCACAUUUAAUUUGAAAUGGCUUUGUAGUACUCAAAUGCCUAGCAGAAGACUGUACUCCAGAACUUUAAAGAAAUUUUUAGUUUUUAUGAAAAAACAUGACACUUCAGUGGUUAAACUUUUCAUGUCUUUGGUGCUUCUGGCUCUCAUAGCACCACUUAGAAAUUACCACAACACAUGGAAACAUAUUUUUGGAAGCAAAACUUUAAUUUUAUACAGCAUAUGCUAUGAAGAGUGAAGAAAUUUUAAGGACUACUUGGUUAUUUUUUUCUUAAAAAAAUGGGAUCCACUGUGUUGAAGACUCUUGAUAUGUGAUUACUCAGUCUUUUUUUUUUUUUUAAUAAACUAAAUGUAAUAUGAUCAUGGUCGUCAAAUGGGUUUAGUUGCAAGAUUUUACCUGUGAAUUUUUUUUUUUUAAAUCAGACUAACAAGACUUGUUUGCUAUACUUUUCAUUAUGUUGUUUGGUUCGUAGCUCUGAUACUUGUGACCGGAGGACAAUUACUUUGUUUAACAUGAAUUCCACAUACAUUUUAUUUCCAGUGAAUUGUGUAAACUUUAUUUUUGGUUGCUGUUGGAGAUUGUACCAUAAAUGAAUGUUACGUUGUCAUACCACUUCUUGAGAAGGAAGUUCCAAUUUCAAAUUGUAUCAUUUCCUUCAAAAUGAAGGGCAGUGCUUAGUUAAAUAAAAGAUUGAUGAUGUCUUUUAAACCA